CGGAGCCGCGGUGUGGUCGCGCGGCAUUCCGGCCGCGGCGGCACUCCGGAAUCUCGCCUUGGGACGCCGCCGUCCGCCGUCUGCUGUGACAGUCGAUCCGGUGCGGUAACGUUGCGGUGGCGCGCGCAAUUUUAUCGCGAACGGAGCGUCAGCCCGAAGCUUUCGGGGAAAGGAAGAAGGCGUCCGGGCGACAGGUAGGCACGGUAAGUCAUUGAGGAGCGAGGCGCACAAACGGACGGACCACCACGAAGAGAUGUCUCUGGCCGAGCUGAACGAAACAGCUGUGGAGAACUUCCGCGAGUACUUGCGGAUACCAUCGGUGCAACCGGACGUCAACUACGAUGAUUGCGUGGCAUUCUUAACCAGACAGGCAGAAUCCCUGGGCUUGCCGAUAAAAGUCUACCAUGUGUAUCCCAAGAAACCGAUUGUAGUUAUAACAUGGGAAGGAACGCAACCGACAAAACCAUCGAUCCUCUUGAACAGUCAUAUGGAUGUUGUACCCGUAAUCGAGGACAAAUGGACCUAUCCACCAUUCAGCGCACACAUGGACGAGGAGGGCAACAUCUAUGCUCGUGGCGCUCAGGACAUGAAGUGUGUGGCAAUACAAUAUCUGGAGGCGAUUCGCAGAUUGAAGCUGAACGGGGACCGCUUGCAACGCACUAUUCACAUGUCCUUUGUCCCUGACGAGGAGAUUGGCGGUGUCCUUGGAAUGAAAGAGUUCGUGCACACUGCAGAUUUCAAAGCCCUGAACGUCGGUUUUGCUCUAGACGAAGGUGUGGCUGGUCCGUCAGACAAAAUGUAUGUGUUCUAUGGAGAAAGGUCGAUUUGGCAUGUAGAAAUAAGAUGCUCGGGCACUCCCGGCCACGGAUCAAUUAUGCUGGAUAAUACGGCUGGAGAAAAAUUGAGAGUUAUAAUCGAUCGUUUCAUGGACUUCCGAGCCUCCGAGAAAGCGAAACUUCCUGAUUUAAAAAAUGAAAUAACGAAAUGGGUAACCAUGCUCGGCAAUGUGACAUCCGUGAACCUUACGAAAAUUUGGGGUGGGGUACAAACUAACGUUGUACCUACUGACCUCUACGCUAUGUUCGAUAUACGUUUAGCACCUUCUGUUGAUCACGAAGAAUUUGAGGCUACUAUUAAACGUUGGUGCGAAGAAGCUGGCCCAGAUGUAACUUAUUCUUUCGAAGAAAAAAAUCCUAAAGUUGAGAAUACCAAGCUUGACGAUUCCAAUCCUUACUGGAUUGCUUUCAAAAACAGCUGCGAUGAGAUGGGUCUCGAAUUUGAAACUGCUGUCUUCCCGGGAGGCACUGAUAGCCGUUAUGUGCGAGGGGUGGGCAUUCCCGCUUUUUGCUUCUCACCAAUGAAUAAGACAACGAUACUUCUUCACGCUAACGACGAAUAUCUCAACAAAGACAUAUUUCUGAAAGGAAUAGAGAUAUAUAUGAAAAUAAUACCAGCUAUUGCAAAUAUUUAAGUGCCAUAUUGAGCAUGUGUUAUAUUAUAUGUGAAACAUUAAAAGUGCCAUAGUUGGGUAUUUAGAGCUGCUAAUAGCACUCACCUGACCAUUUUAUCAAUAAUGGAGCUUUAUCAGUAAUGAGCUUCAAGAUUCCUUGAGCUCAAAGAUCGCAUUUAAUGUGCAAUAAUACAAGUCAAUAUAUAUUCUAUAUUAUAUUUAUAUAUUCAUGUUAUAAGAUUUCAAGUGUUUAUUACUGUUGGAUGGAAUUUACUUGGAAGAAUAUAUUUUUAAGAAACGAUAUAAAGUAAGAAAAAUAAAACGAAGAAUCUGUGAAGAAACGAGCAAGAAAAAUUCAAGUUUAACAACGAUGAAUGCAAAGAAAUACUGAACAUCACAAAAUAAACUAAAGACUGUAGAUGCGUGAAAAAAGAGAAAAUGAAUACGGAUUUGUGGCUAAUUAAUUAAAGGGAAAAAAGUCAACGUUUUUACCUGCAUUUACCAGUGAAGAGCGCAAGACAACGAUAGUGCCAUAAUGUUUAAUAAGACCAAAGUUAUUACAUUUCUUAAAUUAGGAAUUCUUUGAAAUAAUUUAAAAUGAAACUUGCAUAAAAUAUAUAAUAUAUGAAUGUUAUAGAGAAUAUAUUUUAUAAAGCUGAUAAUAAGCUAGUGAUAAGACUGAUAACUCACGUACACAAGCGCGUGCAUUUAUCACGGAGAGUCAAGAUUGAAACAUCGAGGGAAAUGAGGCUACAAUCUGUUAUUUUCAUUGAAUCAAGAAAUAGACUGAGAAACGAUGAAAUGUUUUGUAAUUUUAAUCAAGUAUCGCAGAGAUGUAUUCAGGUCUGACAAAAAUGUCACGAAUAAAGUACAGGGAAAUAUAUAUA
Messenger RNA from Pogonomyrmex barbatus (red harvester ant), 2337 nucleotides. Its product is annotated as aminoacylase-1. Gene Ontology annotation, biological process: amino acid metabolic process. The record is from RefSeq and is a predicted model, not a curated record. Gene Ontology annotation, cellular component: cytoplasm. NCBI's taxonomy places the organism in Eukaryota, Metazoa, Arthropoda, Insecta, Hymenoptera, Formicidae. Gene Ontology annotation, molecular function: aminoacylase activity.